GCGUUGUUAAUUCUCAAUGAACUGUUACCGUACUCCCACGCUAAGUGCCACAUACAGGGCGAUCGGAUGCGAGCGAGGAUACCACACGUUUGAUCCCAACGUCGAACCUCAACAAUCUCGUCUGCACUACCGCAGUUGCCCCCACAUCGUCGGAGGCCUUAUUGCAGGGGAAAGAGGGCGAAGGAAAUUCAACCCCGUGGAGACACUCAGGUUCGCUCGUCCUUCCGAUCAUACUCCUAGCCUGGCAGAACCAUGCUUUGGGAGAGAUGUCCUGGCCUCAUUGCGGCCACAUCAGUACCAGUCAACCCUGGUUGGCUCAGUAGCCGAAGGUCGCAGAGUGAGACGUGGCGCAAGAAUGGAAGACAGACUUAUUCACGUCGAAGAGGACGCGCGGCUCGGGAGAAGGAGAACGCCACGGGCUACCUCACGACUCGCUCGCCAUUUUCGCCGAUCGACCUCGUACUGCCGUACGACAGAACACCGAUGGAAGGACCAGAUUGAGAACAUAAUUGGAUAUGCUGAUCGUUGGGCCACGUCUAACACUGAGUACGGAAAUCGUUGUUAUGCUGUUCGUGCUUACAACACACUCAAACUCCCUUGAAUUCACUACAUGUCUACCGCCACUCAAACUCGAUGGAAUAUAGAC
Perkinsus marinus ATCC 50983 is the source of this 646-nucleotide messenger RNA. RefSeq lists its product as hypothetical. Lineage: Eukaryota; Perkinsozoa; Perkinsida; Perkinsidae. The transcript has 6 exons. The record is from RefSeq and is a predicted model, not a curated record. The coding region runs from base 17 to 601 and encodes 194 amino acids.